UCAAGGGCGUUGCGCGAAGAAGCCUGCGCGCACGCGCGCGUGGGGGUGACGCGACGCGCCUGCGCGGUGAGCGAAAGUGACGGUGCUGUUUUGAAGGAGUAAAAAAAAAAAAUCCUCGGGCGGCCGGUGCUUUCUUCCCUUCAGGCCGGGCGCGUCGUUGCGGGGUUCUCUCUCGUCAGGCCGUCGGCAUGAGCUACGACCGGGCUAUCACCGUUUUCUCCCCAGACGGGCACCUCUUCCAAGUCGAGUACGCCCAGGAGGCCGUGAAAAAAGGCUCCACCGCGGUUGGCGUACGAGGAAAAGACAUUGUGGUUCUUGGUGUAGAGAAGAAAUCUGUGGCAAAACUUCAGGAUGAAAGAACUGUCCGAAAGAUCUGUGCCCUUGAUGACAAUGUCUGUAUGGCAUUUGCAGGGCUGACAGCAGAUGCUAGAAUAGUUAUAAACAGAGCACGCGUGGAGUGUCAAAGCCACAGACUUACAGUAGAGGAUCCUGUUACUGUGGAAUAUAUUACACGUUAUAUUGCUAGCCUGAAGCAGCGCUAUACCCAAAGUAAUGGUCGCCGACCUUUUGGUAUUUCUGCCCUCAUUGUGGGAUUUGAUUUUGAUGGAACUCCACGGCUGUAUCAGACUGACCCUUCUGGCACGUAUCAUGCAUGGAAGGCUAAUGCAAUUGGCAGAGGAGCAAAGUCAGUGCGUGAAUUUUUGGAAAAAAAUUACACUGAUGAAGCCAUUGAGACAGAUGAUCUUACCAUUAAACUUGUUAUCAAAGCCCUUCUUGAAGUUGUACAAUCCGGUGGGAAAAAUAUUGAGCUGGCAGUUAUGAGACGAAACCAACCUCUUAAGAUCUUGAGUCCUGAUGAAAUUGAAAAGUAUGUUGCUGAAAUUGAAAAGGAGAAGGAGGAAAAUGAGAAGAAGAAACAAAAGAAAACAACUUCAUGAUGAAUGAAAUUUCAUUGGCAAGAUUGAGUUUUUAGAUCAGUCAUGAGUUCUGUAUAGACAUGAAGGCAUUCCAUUCUCCUGUUCUGUGCACCUUUUCAAGAGGCCUACAAUAAACUGCCUGCGUUUUUUAAAAAAACCUU
Pogona vitticeps (central bearded dragon) is the source of this 1078-nucleotide messenger RNA. It is a transcript of the gene PSMA7, whose product is annotated as proteasome 20S subunit alpha 7. The record is from RefSeq and is a predicted model, not a curated record. Gene Ontology annotation, biological process: ubiquitin-dependent protein catabolic process. Lineage: Eukaryota; Metazoa; Chordata; Lepidosauria; Squamata; Agamidae. Gene Ontology annotation, cellular component: proteasome core complex; proteasome core complex, alpha-subunit complex.